Molecule: messenger RNA, 384 nt
Organism: Stereum hirsutum FP-91666 SS1
Lineage: Eukaryota; Fungi; Basidiomycota; Agaricomycetes; Russulales; Stereaceae
Exons: 2
Coding region: 1-384 (127 amino acids)
Molecular function (GO): nucleic acid binding; zinc ion binding
Source: RefSeq, a predicted model, not a curated record
AUGAAACAAGGCGCUUGGACCUGCGACGUCUGCCACCGUUCCAUGCAUAUCAACUCCCAAGCCUCCCACGUCGUCGGCAAAUCUCACACCACAAAAGCAGCGUCGCUCACUACCCCUCGUCCCAGCCCUUCCAACUCCUCCACCCCUCCCUCUUCCGUUCCCACCGAUGCGUCAAGGACACUGACCCCCGCUAACGAAGGAUACUUGGAGACGGUUGCUCAGCAGAUAGAAAGGAUGGAGAGGGAAGCAGCGGCUGGGCUGAAGCCUGUGGCAUGGCCCUGGCCUGCUCAUCUCAAAGGUCAAGCGCCUCGGAGGAGGAGUAAGAAGAAAAGUAGCGGCAUGGUGGGUGGGAAGGGAAAGACGGACAAGAAGGGGAGCGGUUAA